AUGACGUCCCUGUUUGCCCAAAUUCGCGAGAGCAUGCCGGGUCGCAUUAACGAUCUGCUUUCGGAAGGACUCAGAGACAAACAUCUUCCUCUUUCUCACCAGCAGGGCAAAGAAUACAACGUCUUGGUAUCUACUGAUGGUCAACAAUUUAAGUCAUUUGCUACUUGGAAUAAUGAAGUAAGAGUCCAAGACUUCAUCGACAGGCAAUGGCUAGUUCAAGCACCAGUGUUGGACACAAGUGGCAAGCACAUUGUUCUUCAUAUAAAAUGUGCCUUGCCGUUUCUACAUUGCAGUUCAAUAGCUGGAAACGAAAACAGCGUUGUCUACAAAGCCACACUUGCAAUGGGUCAUCAACAAGGCCUCACGGGAGACGUUGCCGAGGUUCACGUCGCUGUCAAGGACUUCAGAAACGAAAAAAGCUUUUUUCAAGAGAAGGAGAAUCUACAAAAGAUCCAGCAGCUUCAUAACCAGCAUAUUAUCGAACUGAUCGCAACGUGCCAGCGCGGACAACAAUAUUAUGUCAUUUUUCCAUGGGCUCAAGGCGGCAAUCUUAUACAGUUCUGGGAGAGUGAGGACAAACGGCGAAAUGAAGAGCUGAUGUUAUGGUCUUUGUGUGAAAUGCACAACCUUGUCGGUGCACUCAAAGCUCUGCACAGAGAGAAUUGUCGUCAUGGCGACCUCAAACCCGAGAACAUUCUUCACUAUAAGAACAAAAAAAGCCGUUUGGUGAUUGCAGACGUCGGCGUGUCCAAGUUCCACAGAGUAGCGACGAGCUUGAGAUACGAGGGUACGGAGACAAGGGCGACUACACCCCCUUAUGAAGCACCCGAAGCCCAGCCCCACAUUACGGACGCAAGGUCACGAGUCUACGACAUGUGGUCGAUUGGAUGCAUAUUCUUGGAGUUUGCUGUCUGGCUCCUGUACGGCGUUGAAGCUGUGGAGAAGUUCCAGGAGUCUAGGGCAUCAACGGACUCAAAGGUUGCGAAUGGCAGUUUCUAUCAGCACAACUCCGAGGGCUCUGCCGAAAUACACCCUAAGGUCUCUGAGGCAAUGAGCAUACUGAAGCUUGAUCCACUUUGCAAAAGUGGCACAGCGAUAGGAGAUCUUAUCAAGGUUAUUGAUAAAGAUCUCCUUCAGGUCGAAGUGUCACUACGAGCAAAAGCUGAAACACUACACAACACACUAGGGCAAAUUGUUCAAGAGGCAAAACAGAACCAUGGGUACUUUCUCAAUAGUUUUGAUUCCUCUCCAGUUAUUCCUCCCUUCUUUAGACGUGCAGGAUCGCGCCAGAAUUCUUGGUCCGCCCAGAAACCGGAAGCGAACUAG
This is a messenger RNA of Hyaloscypha bicolor E, 1326 nucleotides long. Its product is annotated as kinase-like protein. The record is from RefSeq and is a predicted model, not a curated record. Gene Ontology annotation, biological process: peptidyl-threonine phosphorylation; peptidyl-serine phosphorylation. NCBI's taxonomy places the organism in Eukaryota, Fungi, Ascomycota, Leotiomycetes, Helotiales, Hyaloscyphaceae. The transcript has 3 exons. Gene Ontology annotation, molecular function: protein serine/threonine kinase activity; ATP binding. The coding region runs from base 1 to 1326 and encodes 441 amino acids.